AUGGCGGGUAAACUGAUCAUUCCACCAAAUGCAAAGUAAGGUACUUUUUAUUAGUUUUAUCUUAUUUGUUUAGGUAUCAACCUCAAGAUCCACAAUAUGUUAGCACGGAGACAGGUUCCAAAGAUCCUUAUGUUAUGCGGUAAGUGUUUCUGACUUCGAUUGAUCAUAUUUUUAGAUCUCGUGUGUUUGUGGGAUGUCUGAACACUGACACUGUGAGUAGAGAAGAUGUUAUCCAGUUGUUCAGUAUGUAUGGACCGUUGAGAGGAGUUAGUCACUUUAAGUCUCAAGGAUAUGGGUUCGUACAGUUUGACAACGAAGAAGACGCUAUCGAUGCUGUUCAAAAUUUGAAUUUGUAUGAAUUCCACGAGCUGGUGUUAGGUAUUUUAUUUACAGUGUAAUAUUGUGGUUGGUAAUCUUAAUCUUCUGUUUUAAAAAAAAUUCGCAAGAUUUUGAAUUAAAAUUAUAAACCUUUGGUUUCAGAUGUCAAGAUAGCCACCCCAACUGUAUCAUUUUUACAAAAAGACGAUAAACUGUACGCUUUGCUUUGAGAUUUGUUGUUUGUUAGUUUAUUCGUUACCUUAACGCUUUUAUUAUGGAUUGUACUAUUGUUUUAGGCAGAAGAAGCAGAGAUCGAAACGAGGCGGAAGAAAAGAACGUGAACGCCGUGAGAGAGCUGCAUCAUACAAGGGUGGAUAUGGUAAUAACCAACAAAGCAGUAAUUAUGUUGACUAUGACGAAGAUAUUGAUGGAUCUCCAGGAUCUUUCAUCCAAUCACCGGCAAAUGUAGUCCGACCUUUACUUCCAUCACGUGCUCCCGCUGCUGUUCCUCCAGCACAAACUUCUGCGUCUGCUCCAGGUAAAUUUAUUCUUUGGAUCUGAUAGUAUUAUAGCAAUCUUUAUUACGAGUUUAUUAAGAAAUCUAAUAAAACUUGAAAUACUAGCUCCAACGGAUAACAUCUAUCAGAGUAUUAACUAAAAAGUCCACAGCUGCUAUAAAGAAUGUACUUAUAUGUUUAUACUGAUAACAUUUUAGAACCAACUGGACCUCCGACUGAAGUACAAGAUCUCACUCCUAACUCCGACCUCCCGUUACCUCCUCGCUUUAAGUAUCAGACGGCUGCAGAAAAGCAGGAAGGAUCCGUGUUGAACGAAAACGGUAAGAAUUGAACCAAAAAAUAUAUCUUGUAGUAUCAAACAAUAUCUUAAGACUAUUUGUUAUUUUACAUAGUAAAACUAAAAGACCUUUUCAGAAGUACCAGACGUGUUAAUAUGUGGUGGAUGCCACUUAAUCACGGCCAAUGCUCAGUUCUUUUUGGAGCAUCGAAUAAGAGAAUGUGACAGAAAGAUUGUAAUGAAAUCAGGUGGGUUAUCACUUUUAGUCUCCUUCAAACUGAUAAGUUAAGUUUGAAAUUGGUAGUUUAAAGGAUUUAAGUUCCCAAAUCUAGACAAAUUUGUAAUCGAGGUUACUAAUGCUUUAUUUUAAAAUAGAAAUUUUUGUUUCGUGAUUCAACUUACAAGGUUUUAGAAGACGAGCCUGAAUUUCUCAAGUGUUACUCAUGUAAAGUUCCGUGUAAGAAUAGCUGGGACCUUAUUUAUCACAUGAGCCAGGCUCACAAGCUUAAUUUAUACAAUAACAAAACAACGAGUACGGUGGAGUAUCCGGAGCAGCAGCAGUAA
Bursaphelenchus okinawaensis is the source of this 1677-nucleotide messenger RNA. The record is from the annotation of a GenBank genome assembly. NCBI's taxonomy places the organism in Eukaryota, Metazoa, Nematoda, Chromadorea, Rhabditida, Aphelenchoididae.